This is a messenger RNA of Alosa sapidissima (American shad), 8413 nucleotides long. RefSeq names its product fibulin 2 (gene fbln2). Gene Ontology annotation, cellular component: extracellular region. The transcript is spliced from 18 exons. Gene Ontology annotation, molecular function: calcium ion binding. Lineage: Eukaryota; Metazoa; Chordata; Actinopteri; Clupeiformes; Clupeidae. Bases 247 to 6261 code for a protein of 2004 amino acids. The record is from RefSeq and is a predicted model, not a curated record.
CUAGAGUAAAGUUGCGAAGUGUACAGACGCCCUGUCUAUCCUUUUGUGGGAACUUCUCUCCCGGACCUCUCCACCUCAAAGCAGAGAAUGCGGACUUGGGUUUCAAUCAGCAUCUGCAGCUUCCAAGAGAAGAUCGCUUAUUAAUCCGAGGUGGCAUACAGAAAAGAGUGGAGUCCUGUGCUGUUUAUUUUUCUCUUUUCUUUGCCCCCCCUCCCCCCUGCUAGUUCACUUUUAGUUAGAGUCAACAUGACUGGCUGUGCGCUUGUUAGGGUCAUGCUGCUGAAAUGCUUGCUCUUGCUGAGUCUGAGUGGCUCCCUGGGCCAGAAGGACUGCACCGGCGUGGACUGCCCCGAGCUGGACAACUGCAUCGAGGAGUCGCUGGACAGCGACGCAUGCUGCGCCACCUGUGUGCAGAAAGGCUGCACCUGCCAGGGCUACCAAUACUACGACUGCGUCAACGCCGGCUUCCGCAACGGGAAGGUGGCUGAGGGCGAGUCGUACUUCGUGGAUUUUGGCAGCACGGAGUGCGCGUGCCCCGAGGGCGGCGGGCGGAUCAGCUGCCACUUCAUCCCGUGCCCGGACAUCCCGGCCAACUGCAUCGAGCUGUCGGAGCCGGCCGACGGCUGCAUCCAGUGCAAGCGCAUCGGCUGCGUGCACGACGAGCAGAAGUACGAGGCGGGCCACUCCUUCCACAUGGACCCGUGCCAGGUGUGCCACUGUCCCAACGACGGCGGGAGCCUCAUGUGCUAUCCGAUCCCGGACUGUGAUCCGCGGAAGGUCGAGAAGCCAAUGCUGGCCACCACGACCGAGGAGAACGCGCACGAGAGACUCUACAAUAACCCUCUGCAGUUCAUCUUCCAGCACCAGGGCCCGAGGGAUCACCUGUCCAAGCCCUUCCGGCCGGCCCAUGGAGACUCCCUCCCCGUCCACCCUCUCUUCACCCAGCACCCAAACAACCUCGAGGACGAGGAGGAGGUGGACUACGACUACAUGCCCACGGACACCCCGGGGCCGCCACUCCUAGACGUGGCUGCCCCCACCAAGUCCUCCAUCGUCUCAGUGUCCUACCCAGAGUCCUUCACUCCACGUGGGCCGAGUCUUUACAGGGACGUGAAGCAAGAGCUCAGAGAGACGUUCGCUGUUCAUCAUGAGGCGACGCCCCGGGUCGAGACCACUCAAGCCCCGGCGACUACCCUUCAGCAGACCACCCCGCGCCACCGUGGAGACUUCACCACCGCCUCCUGGCAGAGAGCCUUUGAAAACAUAGUGUUCCCACUGAGGACCUCUUAUGCUGAAGACCAUGAUGAGGAUGCAGGAGAGAGUGACAUUGACGAAGAGCACGAGAUGGAGGAGGCGGAGGAGAGAACGGUAGCAUCACAUGGCUUCCCUGUUUUUGCGCACGGAGGAAAGCACACGUCCUCCUUUGCUGAUCACAGACAUGAUGACAAAAAGACACAGACCAGGCCGGUGGUGCCAGAUAUCAGCAGCUUUGCCGAUCACGGACGUAGCAAGCCUAUGCAUACCAGGCCUGCGAUACCAGACACUGGCAGCUUUGCCGAUCGUGGACAAAGCAAGCCUACACAGACAAGGCCUGUGAUACCAGACACUGGCAGCUUUGCCGAUCGUGGAAGCAACAAACCUACCCAGACUAGGCCUGUGAUACCAGACACUGCCAGCUUUGCCGAUCAUGGAAGCAACAAACCUACCCAGACUAGGCCUGCGAUCCCAGACACUGCCAGCUUUGCCGAUCAUGGAAGCAACAAACCUACCCAGACUAGGCCUGCGAUCCCAGACACUGCCAGCUUUGCCGAUCAUGGAAGCAACAAACCUACCCAGACUAGGCCUGCGAUACCAGACACUGCCAGCUUUGCCGAUCAUGGAAGCAACAAACCUACCCAGACUAGGCCUGCGAUACCAGACACUGCCAGCUUUGCUGAUCGUGGACAAAGCAAGCCUACGCAGACCAGGCCUGUGAUACUGGACACUGGCAGCUUUGCCAAUCAUGGCCGUAACAGAAAUACUCAAAGCCGGCCUGUCAUCAAGGAACUUGACCAAGAAGUGGGCACAUUUACUGAUCAAGGACUUAGCAAAAUUACGCAGACCAGGCCUGCGAUCCCAGACACUGCCAGCUUUGCCGAUCAUGGAAGCAACAAACCUACCCAGACUAGGCCUGCGAUCCCAGACACUGCCAGCUUUGCUGAUCAUGGAAGCAACAAACCUACCCAGACUAGGCCUGCGAUACCAGACACUGCCAGCUUUGCCGAUCGUGGACAAAGCAAGCCUACGCAGACCAGGCCUGUGAUACUGGACACUGGCAGCUUUGCCAAUCAUGGCCGUAACAGAAAUACUCAAAGCCGGCCUGUCAUCAAGGAACUUGACCAAGAAGUGGGCACAUUUACUGAUCAAGGACUUAGCAAAAUUACGCAGACCAGGCCUCUGAUACCGGACACUGGCAGCUUUGCCGAUCAUGGAAGCAACAAGCCUACACAGACCAGGCCUGCGAUACCAGACACUGGCAGCUUUGCCGAUCAUGGAAGUAACAAGCCUACACAGACCAGGCCUGCGAUACCAGACACUGGCAGCUUUGCCGAUCAUGGAAGCAACAAGCCUAUGCAGACCAGGCCUGCGAUACCGGACACUGGCAGCUUUGCCGAUCAUGGGCUUAAUAGGAAUACUCACAGCAGGCCAGUAAUGAAGGAGGUUGACCAGGGCAGGGGCACUCUCACUGAUCAUGGACAUAACAGAAAUACUCAGAGCAGGCCAGUCUUGGAGGACGUUGACCGACACAGGAGCACCUCUCUUCAGCAAGGACAUAGCGAGGCAACACAGACUAGGCCUGUGGUGGUAGAAAUGGACAGAGACAGAGGCAGCUUGACUGAUCAUGAGACUAACAGAAAUCCUCUGAGCAGGCCAGUCUUGGAGGAACUUGACCGACACAGGGCCACCUCCCCUCAACAAGGACAUAGCGAGUCUACACAGAGCAGACCAAAUACGGAGGAACUUGACCGAGACAGGGGCUUCUUUACUCAACAAGAACAUAGCAAGCCCAGGCCGGUGAUACCAGAAACUGCCAGCUUUGCUGAACAUGAUCUUAACAGGAAUACUCAGAACCAGCCUGUCAUUGAGGACCUUGACCGGCUCAGGGGCACGUCGACUGAACAUGGACACAGCAAGACUAGGCCUGACUUGGAGGAAGCUGACCAAGACAGCUCCACCUUCCCUCAACAAGGAGAUCGCGAGACUUCACAGACCAGGCCUGUGAUGGCAGAAAUGGACAGGGACAAGGGCAGCUUUGCUGAUCAUGCUCGUGACAGAAAUCCUCAGAGCAGGCCUGUCAUGGAGGAGGUUGAGCGAGACAGGGUCACGCUUACCGAUCAAGGUCACAGCAAGGCUACACAGAGCAGGCCUGUCACAGAGGAAGUUGACCAGGACAAGGGCAAAGGUCACCAGCCCCGGAGACCCUCCCAGGAGCACAUCGCAUGGCCGCCUGUCGGGCCGCAGGAUCACGUCACUCCCCCGGCGGGGGAAGCAGCGGUGAACUAUGCACAGCACACCACCCACCGACCGCCGCCGCAGUGGGUUCACCAGAUCCAUACGCUGCCCCCGGCACGCAUCCCCACCACAAGCCAGCCCGCCCUCAGAGUGAAAGCAGAUGCAGGACACCCGGUGAGAAAUCAGAGCCAGGCCUUCACCAGCGUCCACGCCGAGCAGGAGAGAGAACGAGAGAGGGAGCGUGUGGAGGAGCGUGACAACUCCCUCAGCUCCCUUCCCCUCCAUAACAGCGGUGCCUUCGCCAUGAGGCAGGUGGAGAGAUGCUGCGAGGUGGGCAAGAAGUGGGCCGUCGAGCACCACCACUGCAGUGACAUGCCCACCAUGCCUGACGACAACUACAUCUUAUGUAGCGUUGUCCAGGAGCAGUGCUGCACGGGCGCCCUGAGGCAGAGCAGGUGUUUGGCUGGCAUGAGCGCUGCCAGAGGGGGGGACGCCUGCCAGGCUCCACCGGAUGGACGGCUCUGUGGAGAGGACUCCUACCAGGAGUGCUGCAGUUGCUGCUCUCUGGGCCUGCAGCUGCGGGAGGCGGGCCUCGGUUGCCACUCCCACCAGUACCUGGACUACCCCUGUGGCCACAUCCUGCUGACCUGCUGUGAGGAGGAGGAGGAGGAUGCAGAGGGCACGCUGGGAGGGUACGUGCCAGACGGACCCGCACUCAGGAGGAAGGAGAUGCCCAGGCCCACCGCCACGCCAGAGAAAGUCUCUGACAGGAAAUUCCCCAAGGAGGCCUUCUCGGCGGGCGACGGCGAGGACGCGGCCGCCAACUCGCUGGAGGAGACGGGCGGCGUGGACGCGUGCCAGACGUACGCCGCCCGUCUCUGCCACCACAUCUGCAUCAACACCUGGGGCUCGUACCAGUGCGUCUGCCGCCCCGGCCACGUGCUGCUGCAGGACGGACACACCUGUGCGCCAGAGGACUCGGAGGAGGACAAUAGAGUUCGGGAGGAAGAGCGGCCCGUCACACAAGCAACCUCUAGACUGGCGACCUCUACCGCCUCCACCACCACAACAGCCACCACCACCACCACCACCCAGAUCCCUGUCCUCCACAACCCAUGUGCAGGCAAUGGCCCGUGUGCACAGCGGUGCUCCAUAGCCGGGGGUCGUGCCAAAUGCUCUUGUUUCCCAGGAUUCUCUCUGAUGGCUGACGGGCACUCGUGUGAAGACGUGAAUGAAUGCAGGGGAGGAACACACAAUUGCUCCCGUGGGGACUUUUGUGUGAACUCGGAGGGCUCCUACCGCUGCAUCCGCCUCAACGAGAUGUGUGACCAGGGCUUCAUUCACAAUGUCAAUAGACAGUGUGUGGAUGUAGAUGAAUGCAUCACCAACACACACACCUGCAAACCCACUGAGCGGUGUGUGAACACACUGGGAGCCUUCGUGUGCGAGAGGCACAUCUCAUGUUCAUCAGGGUACCAGCCAAGGAAUGGAGUCUGUGAAGACAUCGAUGAGUGUGUGACCAGGACUCACAACUGUGGAGCGACGAUGGAGUGCAGGAACACCGAGGGAUCGUUCAGCUGCGUUCCCAAGCAGCAGCGCUGUUACACAGGGUUCACUCAGGACACGCAUGGCAACUGCAUCGACAUUGACGAGUGCAGCAGUCUGGCGGAGCCCUGCAGCUCGGGCUUCAACUGCAUCAACACGGUGGGCUCGUACACCUGCCAGCGGAAGGUGAUCAUGUGCAGCCCGGGCUACCACGCUAGUCCAGAUGGAGCCAGGUGCAUUGACAUUGAUGAAUGUCAGACGGGCAUCCACCGCUGUGGAGAGGGGCAGAUAUGUCAGAAUGUCCCUGGCAGCUACCGCUGCAACUGCCAGACGGGCUACCAGUACGACGCCAUCCGCCAGACCUGUGUGGAUGUGAAUGAGUGCUGGCGCUACCCGGGCCGCCUGUGUGCCCAGACGUGCGAGAACACGCCAGGCUCCUACCAGUGCUCCUGCACGGCCGGCUUCUCCCUGGCCUUCGACGGCAAGAACUGCGAAGAUGUGAAUGAGUGUGACACCAAUCCGUGCAGCCAAGAAUGCGCCAACAUCUAUGGCUCCUACCAGUGCUACUGCCGACAGGGCUUCUACCUGAAGGAAGACGGACACACCUGUGAGGAUAUUGAUGAGUGCUCGCAAAGCAUUGGCCACCUGUGUGCCUUCCAGUGUGUGAAUGUCCCUGGUAGCUACCAGUGUGCCUGCCCACCCAGCGGCUACACCAUGUCGCCUAACGGCCGCACGUGCAGAGACAUUGAUGAGUGUGCCAUUGGAUCCCAUAACUGCUCCUUGUCAGAGAGCUGCUUCAACAUCCAGGGAGGCUUUCGGUGUCUGUCCUUCGCCUGCCCCUCCAACUACAGGAAGGUGUCCGACACUCGUUGUGAGCGUGUGAGCUGCCUGAACGUGCAGGACUGCCAGAGCUCUCCACUGCGCAUCACCUACUACCAGCUGAGCUUCCAGACCAACAUCGUCAUCCCGGCACAGAUCUUCCGCAUCGGGCCCUCGCCUGCCUACGCCGGUGACAGCAUCAUGAUCGGCAUCACGCGCGGCAACGAGGAGGGCUACUUCAGCACACGCCGGCUCAACAGCUUCACGGGGGCCGUCUACCUGCAGCGGCAGGUGCCCGAGCCGCGCGACUUCCUGGUGGACGUGGAGAUGAAGCUGCUGAGGCAGGGCACCUUCACCACCUUCCUGGCCCGCAUCUACGUCUUCAUCACGGCCAACGCCGCUUAGAGACACUAUACACACUACACACACACACACACACACACACACACACACACACACACACACACACACACACUACCUUCCUGGCCCGCAUCUACGUCUUCAUCACGGCCAACGCCGCCUAGAGACACUAUACACACUACACACACACACACACACACACACACACACACACACACACACACACACACACACACACACACACACACUACCUUCCUGGCCCGCAACUAGGUCUUCAUCACAGCCAACGCUGCCUAGAGACACAAAGCAUGCAAAGAUACUCAGUCACAUAAUCACACACACAUUCAAACCACUUUUCACCAUACAAGCCUUCCUGCCCAUAUAAAAGGGUUUUUUGUGGCUAGUGGACCUUAAUGAACUGUAGCCAUUGAUCUGUAAUUGAAGAUAACACACAUGAAGAUAAAUCUGCACACAUAUGCACUUACACAUACCCCUGCAUAUGGCUGUUUAUCAUGCUUACUUAAUUUGAUGAAAACACUUGCACAAACACGUACACACUCUCACUCACACACACACACACACACACACACACACACACACACAUGUAAAUACAUACGCACACACACACACACACACACACACAGGCCUCUCCUGGCCCUUUUCUUGUCCAACUAAUGCUCUUUUCGGGAGGGGCCACACACAAACACAUAUACACACAGACACAUCUCCUCUGUAUGAGAGUUCUUAUCAAGGCCAAAUCUCCUUAGUGCUGAUGCACCAUUUAUAUAAUGCUGAUGAACUUUUCCUGGGCAAUAGCAACACCCUCAUUACAACCAAGGUGCCUUGACGAAAACAUACACACACACACACACACACACACACACACACACACACACACACACACACACACACACACACACACACACAUACACACACAUACAUUAAGCUCACACCUUAUAUGAAACACACACACACAUUAACUUAUGCUCACAGCUCACAUACAGCACAUCUACACACAGACACACACAGACACACACACACACGCCCACACACACACACACACAGUGUAUUUAACCUGGUGUGUGUAGCGUUUUUUCACAUGGUGCUAACCUCCUGAUUCCUGCGGGACUAAGGCUCAUUAUUGUGAUUUGUUUAGUGCAUUGUUCAGCAAUGGAAGCUGCUGACAUCUCUGCAUCUGAUGAAAGCGCCCUCUCUGCCUCGCUCAUUAUAUCCUCCUCAUUAUCCCAACACCACCCCACCCCCACCAACAAAAAUGAAGAAAAAGAUCAGGAUGCUGUCUUUUUGAUGUAACUUUUCUCUAUUUCUUUUCACUUUUUAAUCAUGAUUUGAAAGUACUUUACAGAUUGGUCUCCCACAUCAGAAUUCCAGCAUUGCUAACUCUCCACUAGUAACUUUAUUGCCACAUUCCUCCAUUCAACUCAUUUUAUUUAUGCUAGAUGAUGUUUUCAUUUGGCUCACUGUUACACCACUUCUAAUUAAUGUCUUACUAGCCAGACCAGUAUUUCACCAGCGUGUUAUUCAUUAUACCUGAAGUAAGGGUGCAGAGAGCAUUACAUGUCUAAAGUUCCCUUUCCCACUAGUACCUUUCCCUGUACUUCACAUUCAUCGCCGUCAAUACUGCACUCUUAAUUUUUACAUUAUUCCUAAGAUUGUAAUUGGUAACAUUGUCAUAAUGAUUACUUAAGAAGCAUCACACGGAUGAAUGGAUGUAUGAUAUUGUUCAAAGCUUACAGCUGUAGGGGCUUUGUCAGGCAAAUGUAAUAGCCUGUCAAUAUUUGACAUUCACACAGAGUGGAUAUGUGUGAGCUAAAUUCCAGCACUGAAGAUGUUCAUGUUUAUAGUUUAUUUUUUGUAUGUUUAACUACUUAUUUUCUUGUAUUUGGUAUUUUUUAAUGUGUAACUGUGUAGUUCAUUCUCAGGGUCAAGGUAAAUCAGACAGUCAUCAAGAAACAAACUGAUCCACUCGAAUAUUCUGCUGCAGAGAUUGCCAAUGUGUAGGACAUUUGGUUUGUGCCCUGAAACAGUAAUCAUUAAUUCUCUAAACGUAUUACACUCACAGACUCCUCAUGCCUGUGCAUAUGUUACUGUUUCAUACUUCAUUGCUUUUUGACAAAUCACCCAGUGUAUAGCAAUAAAGAAUUGACAGCCACUCUCUCAAUAAAAGACCAUAGACUCA